Gossypium raimondii (Peruvian cotton) is the source of this 1692-nucleotide messenger RNA. RefSeq names its product transcription initiation factor TFIID subunit 15. The transcript is spliced from 8 exons. The coding region runs from base 308 to 1465 and encodes 385 amino acids. Gene Ontology annotation, molecular function: RNA binding. The record is from RefSeq and is a predicted model, not a curated record. NCBI's taxonomy places the organism in Eukaryota, Viridiplantae, Streptophyta, Magnoliopsida, Malvales, Malvaceae.
AUUAAAUCAAAUUUAGUAACCAAAUAAGAUACACUAAAAAAAUAUAAGAGCUUAAUUAAUUAAUAAUAGCCGCACCGGAGCGAGAGACGCCACUCUCGGCAGCACCCGUUAUAACAAAACGAAGCCCUAUCCACAAGUCGCAUCGUGAGGAGGAAGACAAAAGAAACCGCCGGUUUCGCUGUCGUCGAAAUCACCGCUGUCAUCACUUUCACAUAUUUGAUCUUCCAGCACCGCCGCCUGCGCCUCUACUACCACAUUUAAUUUUGUUUAGAACUUUCGAGAAGGAUUUUGAUGAGGUGAAGAAACUAUGCCAAGCAAUUCAGGAAGAGGAUACCCUACAAAUGGUUCCAUCUAUGUUUGUAAUUUACCUGAGGGAACUGAUGAAAGUAUGUUAGCCGAGUAUUUUGGAACCAUUGGCUUGCUAAAGAAAGAUAAGCGAACUGGUCGACCUAAGGUAUGGUUAUACCGAGAUAAAGUGACAAAUGAGCCAAAAGGUGAUGCAACGGUUACUUAUGAGGAUCCACAUGCUGCGUUAGCUGCUGUUGAAUGGUUUAAUGACAAGGAUUUCCAUGGGAGCACAAUUGGUGUUUUUAUGGCAGAGAGUAAGAGUAGUAAUGCUGGUGUAGAUGUUCCAACUGCAGCUGCUGAUGGUGGUGGAUUUGAGGACGAUGCAGCAAAGGACAUGGAUGGGGGUGGUGGAAGGGGUAGAGGUCGGCUUGAUUCUUCAGGGAAGAUGUGGCAACAGGAGGGAGAUUGGCUCUGUCCGAAUACAAGUUGUUCCAAUGUCAAUUUUUCAUUUCGUGGUGUGUGCAAUCGAUGCGGAACUGCUCGACCUGCAGGUACAUCUGGUGGCGGAGGGGCUGGUGGUCGUGGGCGGGGUCGUGGUGCUCCUGAUUCUGGAGGUCAUGGCCGAGCAGUAGCUGCUACCGGUGGACUUUUUGGCCCAAAUGAUUGGCCUUGCCCUAUGUGUGGUAACAUCAACUGGGCUAAGCGUAUGAAAUGCAAUAUUUGCAACACUAAUAAACCUGGUCACAAUGAGAGCGGUGUGAGAGGUGGACGUGCUGGUGGUUACAAAGAACUUGAUGAAGAAGAGAUAGAGGAAACAAGGCGACGUCGACGUGAGGCAGAAGAUGAUGAUGGUGAGAUGUAUGAUGAGUUUGGCAAUCUCAAGAAAAAGUUCCGAGCAAAAACACAACAAGCUGAAGCUGCUCGAGUGCUACCAGGUUCAGGCCGUGCUGGCUGGGAGGUUGAUGAACUAGGUGUAAUUGACAGGAAUGGAAGAGAAAGAAGCAUAGAUAGAGAGAGUAGCAAGAAUAGAGAGCGUGAAGAUAGGGAAAGACGCCGUAGCCGAAGUAGAGAGAGGGAUAGGGGAAAGGAUCGGAGGCGUGAUUAUAAUUAUGAGCGAGAUAGAGACCGAGACCGAGACCGAGACCGAGACCGAGACCGGAGCAGGUACUUUGACUGAGAAAGGAAGAAUAGGAAUUUUGAAAUUGUUAACUUGAUUUGCAGUGCUGUUUCUAAGCUUUUCUGGUAGUCUUUUUAACAGAAGAAUAGGAAUUUAACAUUCUUGAAACUCCGGACUACUUUUAUCUCUGUAUUCAAAUGUGUAAAAUUUCAAACAUUUCUUUAAGACAUCAAAAUGGUUUUUAUUACCGUGAGAUGAUUUCUCAAGAAAUAUCAAAUUUCUUUAAA